AUGACCCUUAAGGGUGGAACCACACAGGCCUGCGCUGCAUGCAAAUUUCAGAGAAGAAAGUGCACUCCCGAGUGUCUUCUUGCACCAUACUUCCCUGCAGACCAACCAAAAGUGUUCCUUAAUGUCCACAAGCUAUUUGGGGUGAGCAACAUUGUGAAAAUAUUAAAGGACGUGGAUCCUAGUCAGAAGAAGAAUGCUAUGGAGUCCAUCAUCGUUCAAGCUAGUUAUCGCGAUAAGUACCCGGUUCGUGGUUGCGUGGAAGAAAUUUGCAGGCUGCAAAACCAAAUUUGGCUGCACGAAGAAGAGCUUCAUGCUGUGUAUCAGCAGCUUGAGAUGUGCAGGCAACACCAACAGCAGCAGCACCAAGGGAUUCAUCACGUUGUUCCUGAUGAUCUUGCAUCACAGUUAGAGUUGGGAAUGGCGCCACGCGCUGCCAACAAUGCUCUUCCGCUGUUUAAUCACGCGCCACAGCCCCAGCAGCAGCAGCAACAGGUUUACAAUACUUCUGUGGCUGCUUUGCCUGUGUCACAGCAACAUUCAUAUUCCAACAGCAACAGUGUGGAUUAUAACUCCCUUUACAUUGAAUCCAAGGAAAACAACAAUAAUGGAACAAAUCCUUUGUGGGUACCUUAUGCAAAUAACAAUGGAAGUCCCAUAGCAAUGCAGUCUCAGAUGGUUACCUCACAGGCACUAUCCAUGCACCAAGAAGCUGCUGGGGAUUAUGAUGAGAUGCAUCCAUUUUUCGAAACGAUUGAUGAUAGGCAAUCAUAUAUUUAUUCCAAGGAGGCUUAUGAAUCAAGCUCAGAAGAAUCACUGAAAGAUUCAAGAAAGUGCACCGAGCACGUUGCUGAGAAUGAAUUGAAGAGUGCUGCCGCAUGCUUCAGCCUUACCAGUGUCAACUAAUAAGUGAGCUUCGCUCCUCCCCUUGAACAAAUUGAAAAGAUAUAAUAGGUUUCCUUUCCUUUUUGGAUUCAUUUUUGCUUUUGAUUAUUAAAUUUUCGAUCCUUAACUUGUAAACAUUUUAAAUAGAAGAAGCACAUACUUUUUAUCAUCUAUCAAUUGCAUGGCUUAUGUAGUGGAAGAGAAUAUUAUACAGACCUCAUGUUUUCCUCAAUUCUGUGUUCUGUUUAUAUGCUUGGCUGUUAUCUACUGCCAUUCUUAAAUGUUAACACUUUGAGGGCUGACAUACCCAUACAAAGGCUCUAUUUUCGGGGGAAAAAAAUCAGCAUAACUCCAUAAAAAUUUGGGAGCAACUUUAUAUAUUUCCUUCCAAUAUUUAUUAACAUCAUCUCGGAAAAAAUACUUAUUGCAAUAACAGAGC
Molecule: messenger RNA, 1321 nt
Organism: Arachis duranensis
Lineage: Eukaryota; Viridiplantae; Streptophyta; Magnoliopsida; Fabales; Fabaceae
Product: LOB domain-containing protein 27
Exons: 2
Coding region: 1-903 (300 amino acids)
Source: RefSeq, a predicted model, not a curated record